Molecule: messenger RNA, 703 nt
Organism: Parus major (Great Tit)
Lineage: Eukaryota; Metazoa; Chordata; Aves; Passeriformes; Paridae
Product: lon protease homolog, mitochondrial-like
Exons: 1
Coding region: 11-703 (230 amino acids)
Source: RefSeq, a predicted model, not a curated record
CGCCGGCAGCAUGGCGGCAGCGCGGUGGUGGCGGCUGUGCGGGCGCUGGCGGCCUGCUCUUAUCGGGCCCGCCCUGGGGCCCACGCGGCGUCGCCUCUGGGCCCCCGCUGCCGCUGUCCCGGCCCCGCUAGGCUCCGCGCCGCCGCCCCGCGCCUCCUUCAGCGCCGGCUCGCGCUGGCACCAGCGCAGCCCCGGCGGUCUGCCGGGGGGCGAUGCACUGGAAGGCGGCGGCGAGGACAGCGGCGGUGGUGGCGGUGGCAGCGCGGACAGCGGCGGGGCCGGGCCGGUCAUAACGGCGUUGACGCCGCUCCUCGUCCCGGAGCAUUUCCCCAACGUCCCGCUCAUCGCCGUGACGCGCAACCCUGUCUUCCCGCGCUUCAUCAAGAUUAUCGAGGUGAGCUGCCGCCGAGCCCUUGGUCCCAGGGCCGGGGCUCGGCUCCGCUGGCCCGGCCUGGGCAGGAGCUGCCGCUGCCGCAAGGUGCCGGGGUCGCGGGCAGGAGGUGCUCUGGGCAGGCUCUCAGAGCGGUCGGAGGCUGCUCAGCCCGGCGUUGCGGCCUCGGGCGAGGAUCCCGGGGUUGUAUCACCCGAGGCUGUGCGGGGGUCAACGGCUGACCCCGCCGCUGUUGGUUCCGCCGAGAGUUGGGCCGCUUUCUUUGCCUUGGCAGGUUCCUUGAACUGCAGAGCAAGGCAGCUGCGUGCGUGA